Molecule: messenger RNA, 2586 nt
Organism: Stylonychia lemnae
Lineage: Eukaryota; Ciliophora; Spirotrichea; Sporadotrichida; Oxytrichidae
Source: the annotation of a GenBank genome assembly
AUGACAACUGAACCUUAUUACGAGCCUAACCCUAACCUGAGAAUGAAUCAGUGGAUCCGCUCCCUUAUUAUUUUCUCUUCGAUAAUAAGUCUUUGCUUGGCUGGCUUGACUUUCGCCUUCCAACUAUCUCAUCCGAAAUCUAGGAGAAACAUGGGUAGAUUCUUUUUGAUUAUUUUGGGGUUUUAGUCGUUUGACAAGAUCAAUGCUAUUAUACAAGAGAUAUUCAUUUACGAUUUAAGUCUUCCAUUUUAUGAAAUUAAGGAGAACGUUGAAUUCAAGUCACCUUAAACAAAUGCCUGUUAAAUAAUGGGUGCUAUUUCAGUAUUCUGCGACUAUAUGUCACAGUUUUAUGCUGUGUGGUUUGCUGUGCUUAUUCAAUAAAUCAUUAAAGACCCAAUUCACAGACUACAAAAGCUAAUUUGUUUUAUACACUCUAUUACUUUCAUCGUAUCAGCAGUACUUAUGAUUAUUGUAUCUAGAUUCAACACUUUUGGAGUCCAGGAAAAUUUGCAAUGUGGUAUGAUGUUUGUGCCUGGCUAAGAUGACGAUAUUUUGAUGAUGCUUCCUUUCGUGCUAAUCCCUCUCUAGAUCUUCUACAUAACUAAGAUUGUCAAGCAAACGCCGUUCAUUAUAAGAUAAUCUUUACAAAGAUUUGUUAGAAAAUACGCUUUUUAUGUGACAUUCCUUAUGUCUAUGCAAUGCAUGUAGGUUGUUAUCGUUCUAUUCGGCUCUAAGAAUUCUGAUUAUUUUAGCUAUGAAAAAGAAGAUGGUUUUAAGAGACUUAGAUAUGGCUAUAUCAUUCUAGAUCACACUACUUAUUUCUUACUAGUUUGCUGCACCAUUUAUGAACCAGUUUUUGUCAAAAAGGCUAAAAGAUAUAUUUAGAAACUAAGAAAUAAAGGAAAGAAGAAAUCUGUCGCGAUCGAUGACUAAACAUUGCUCGUUCCUAUCCGGACAAAUACACUGGAUUAAAACAAAAGACAACAAGACUAAGAAGGAUAAGAUGGUUCAGAUGGAGAGGAAAAAUCUUGCUCAAUGGUUUUCCAACAAGAAAGUCAGACCAAGAAAACCAUUUCAGACAGUGAUAGUGACUUCGAAAAUGGUGACAACAAGAAAGAAGGUACAGAACUAGAUAUUAUUGAUAAGUCUAAGCUUGAACACCUGAUAAAUGAGGCAUACACUAACUUUGAUGAAAAAUUUAACCAUAUGUCAAUCAAGUAAAAGACUAACUAUUUCAUCAUCAACACUGUUCUAAUGAGUAUUUGCCAUUGCUUUAUUAGUGGUUAGGAUAAAGAUAAUGACAUCAAUCAUCUCAUGGAUAUGUCUGAAUUUUUCAGAAAGAAUGAACACUUAUGUGUAUCUGAUGUUACAGAUGGAAAGAAGGUGCAGAUUAGAAUAUAGGAGUAUGAACCUAAUCUAGUUAAGAAAAUCAGAAUGAAAUCAGGCUAUCACGACAAAUCUCUAAUUUAAUUUAAUAUAGGUUCUGGAAAAUCUGACAGUUUUUUUUUCAAUACUGCAAACAGCUAAUUUAUCAUCAAAACAUUAAAAGAAGAGGAGUGCACAUUAUUAUGCAGGAAGGGUAUUCUUGAAAAAUAUUACAAAUACAUCAGAAACAACCCCAGAUCUAUGCUCGCUAGAUUCUACGGAAUUUACACUGUCAAAAUUAAGUUCAUGAAGCCCAUUUCAGUGGUUAUUAUGGAUAAUCUAAUGGGAGACCAUAUUGAAGACAUAAUUAGUAUUUAUGAUUUGAAAGGCUCAACCCACAGACGUCGUACUAAGCAAAUUAAAAACGCAAGGACUGUCAAGAAAGAUCUUAACUUUUUGCUUGAGCCCCAAUUCUUUAUGAAAGUAGACUAAAAAGUAAAGAAAGAUUUCCAAUAGAGACUUCAAAAGGAUAAGGAAUUCCUCAAAUAAUGUAAUUUAAUGGACUACUCAUUAUUGAUGAUUUUCUUAAAGAAGCACGAGAUUUCAGACAUAGAGUCAUAAAGCCAUAAUAAUAGAAAGCUUUCCUUUUACAUAAAAAGAGAAGCUAAUGGGGACGAGAUUGAGAUGGAAGAGGUGCCAGAGACUUAUAAUUCAGGCCAUCACAAAUCACCAAUCCAUCAUCCAACUACUAAUAAUCUCUAACCAACUAAUAGAACUAUCUUUGAUGAGGACUAAGAUGCAAGACCACUUCAAAGAAACAGUAUUUUCGACGAAUGGCAACCAAAUAAUGAGGAGCGUGACAACAGCAAUGAUGGAUCAUCCUCAAUAAACAGAUUGUCACAAACUUAGCCAAGAAUAAAUGAAUUUAUAGAAUAUAGACAUGAACAUAAUCCGAACCUCUAUUAUAGACUUGGAGUAAUAGAUUUCCUUUAGGCAUACACUAGAAGAAAAUAACUGGAAACUGUAACUCUUAGAAAAUACUUCAAGGAAAAGCCAAAAGACUGUUUUUCUUGUGUACCUCCAGACACAUAUGCAGAUAGAUUCUAUAAUUUCCUCUGCAAAAAUCUUUUCACUCAGGAUAGAUAGUUCCCAGAGUGUGAAAUAGAAAAGGAAAAGAAGCCAAAGAAUCAAAAAAAUGGUCCAAGCAUUAAGAAAAACUGA